GGGCCCCGCGGAUGCGGCGGGAUCUGCGGACAGAAUUAGCUAUCAUAAUAUCCUCGUUAUGCAGAUCAUCCCACCAAGGUUGUUGCUGACAGCAAAGGACUUCCUCUCAAAGCUGUUUAAAUGAGAAUGUCCCUGGCGCAAAGAGUGCUGCUGACAUGGCUUUUUACAUUACUCUUCCUGAUCAUGCUGGUGCUGAAGUUGGAUGAGAAAGCACCGUGGAACUGGUUCCUCAUUUUUAUUCCAGUGUGGAUAUUUGAUACAAUUCUUCUAGUUAUGUUAAUUGUAAAAAUGGCUGGACGUUGCAAGUCUGGCUUUGACCCUCGCAAUGGCUCCCAGAACAUGAAGAAGAAAGUCUGGUACCUCAUUGCAAUGCUGCUGAAAUUGGCCUUCUGCCUCGCCCUGUGCGCGAAGCUGCAGCGAUUCACCACCAUGAAACUGGCCUAUGUGUUCAUCCCGCUCUGGGCCCUGCUGAUUGGGGGCAUGGUUGAACUUGGAUAUAAUAUCUUCUAUGUACGGAGAGACUAAGCUUUGCCAGGUGGUUUCCAGUGCCAAGACUGGCACCAAAUUACUAGAUUACCACCAUUUUGCCACAAAUUUAUCUUCAGACUAGA
Messenger RNA from Pseudopodoces humilis (Tibetan ground-tit), 611 nucleotides. RefSeq names its product transmembrane protein 60 (gene TMEM60). The record is from RefSeq and is a predicted model, not a curated record. Lineage: Eukaryota; Metazoa; Chordata; Aves; Passeriformes; Paridae.